CGGGCUUUGUCGGCCGGCCUGCGGGCCCGGGGCUGCGGUCCAGCUGUCCCCUCCGGCGUCGGGCCCGCGCGGUCUUCUCGCUGCGGGGCGCCGGAUUCUAAUAGGAACUGCUGAGAAGGUGGUAACUCUGAAGCCUGGAUUUCUGAGGAUGAAAAUUCACACAGGAUGAUGUCAGAUAAACUCACAGUGAUGGAGGCCCUCAUCCCUGAGUCCAGGGAAGUCUGUGAACCCAGAUUAGGGCAGCUCCUGGGAGAUGCUGAGGGGCAAAGCCUGGGGAGUCCCCCAUCCCAGGAGGGGGGCUUUAAGCAGAUGACAGUUACCCAUUGGAAAAUCCAGACAGGAGAGACAGCUGACUCUUGUGUUAGGGCAGGAAGAAACCCUAUUCUGAACUCCAACCUUGUCAUACUUCAGAGAGAGCUUAUAGAAGGGGAGGCCCAUCCCUGUGAUAUUUGUGGCAAAAGCUUCAUGUUUAAUUCAGACCUAGUUAGACAUCAGAUUUCUCAUACUGGGGAGAAACCUUAUAAAUGUGAUCAGUGUGGCAAAGGCUUUGGUCAGAGCUCACACCUUACUGAGCACCAGAGGGUUCAUACCAGAGAGAGACUCUACGUGUGUAAUGCGUGUGGGAAAGACUUCACUCACUACCCACGUCUUCUUGAGCAUCAGCAGGUGCAUGCGGGAGAGAAGCCGUUCAGGUGCUCACAGUGUGGGAAAGCCUUUUGUCACAGCUCAGACCUAAUCCGACACCAGCGGGUGCACACCAGAGAGAGGCCCUUUGAGUGCAAAGAGUGUGGAAAAGGCUUCAGUCAGAGCUCCUUGCUGAUACGACACCAGAGAAUACACACUGGAGAGAGGCCCUAUGAGUGUAAUGAAUGUGGGAAAUCCUUCAUCAGGAGCUCAAGCCUUAUUCGACAUUAUCAGAUCCACACAGAAGUGAAACAGUAUGAAUGCAAAGAGUGUGGAAAGGCCUUUCGUCACCGCUCAGACCUUAUUGAACACCAGAGAAUUCACACUGGGGAGAGGCCCUUUGAAUGCAAUGAAUGUGGGAAAGCCUUUAUUCGGAGUUCAAAGCUCAUUCAGCAUCAGAGAAUUCACACUGGAGAAAGGCCUUACGUGUGCAAUGAGUGUGGAAAGCGUUUUAGCCAGACAUCAAACUUUACUCAGCAUCAGAGGAUUCAUACUGGUGAGAAACUCUAUGAAUGUAACGAAUGUGGGAAAGCGUUCUUUCUGAGUUCAUACCUCAUUCGACACCAGAAAAUUCACACUGGAGAGAGGGUGUAUGAAUGUAAGGAAUGUGGGAAAGCUUUUCUCCAGAAAGCCCAUCUCACUGAACAUCAGAAAAUCCACACAGGGGACAGGCCCUUUGAGUGUAAAGACUGUGGGAAAGCUUUCAUUCAGAGCUCCAAGCUGCUGCUCCACCAGAUCGUUCACACUGGAGAAAAGCCCUAUGUGUGUAGCUAUUGCGGGAAAGGCUUUAUUCAGAGGUCUAACUUCCUGCAACACCAGAAAAUUCAUACUGAAGAGAAGCUCUAUGAAUGCAGUCAGCAUGGGGAAAACUUUAACUCAACCCCAGACUCUAAGAAUAAUGAAGGUGUUCACCCAGAGGGACUUGCCUUGAAUAAGGCCCCCAUACAUUUGGGUGAGAGACCUGUCGGUCAGGGGGAACAUACAGACAAAUUACAAAAUAAUUACUCUUCCACUCAAUGAGCGAUGUUUGGAAAAGAGUGGAAUUUGGAUUUACAUGGCUUCAAAGAUUCAGACACAUCAGAAUUCUGUGCAGCACAGACAAGGCUGCAUAGGGCUCUGCUCCCACCUGCCACUUUGUGGGUUCCUGGAGUGGGCCUGCUUCCUCAGUGGUGAAUCUUGUCCUCUGGAGAGCCAUGGGGCUUUACAGCUGACUUUGAGCUGAAAUAGCAGGGGCAAGAGGGGAUAAGUCUCAGAUAUAUAUAUUUUAUUCUUAGAUACAAUCCAUUUUUGAGUUAAAUCCCUUUUAAAGCAGAACUGUGUCUCUAAUCUUAUUUAGAAGAGUGUUACCUAGCAAUUUUGAUCACCAAAAAAUCAAGAUGGAAAAAAAAUUAAGCAAAACCAUGACGAACUGGUUCUGUGUUGUCCUGAGGACGAACUCCAGCCUCCCAGUGUCCCCAUCAUGCCUGCUAACACCUUGCAUUCCGUGGUCCCUGGGUACCCCAGCAGCGCCAACUGCUUCAUACUUCCCCCUACACCAAGCUGUUUCCUACCUCCCCUCCCUUCUUUGCUCUGGGUUGAAGGCUCCUCCUCAGCUGAUCAACCCUAAUCAUGUUCAAGACUCACUGAAGCAUUGUGUCAGGGCCAUUGCCCUGAGGCAUGGUUGGGAGCCCCUGUCCUGGCUUCUGCUCUGUGCCCCUCUGUGCUGUGCAUAUUUUGGUACAUGCAGUCACAAUUUUAUGUGCCAUCUCUUUCAUUAUACUCUUAGUUCCUGAGGACAGUGACUACUGUCCAUUCCUGGUUGAUCUGUGUGUCCCCAGUAGCUAGCAUGAAACAAUAAAAAC
Molecule: messenger RNA, 2525 nt
Organism: Otolemur garnettii (small-eared galago)
Lineage: Eukaryota; Metazoa; Chordata; Mammalia; Primates; Galagidae
Gene: ZNF623
Product: zinc finger protein 623
Exons: 2
Coding region: 166-1704 (512 amino acids)
Biological process (GO): regulation of transcription by RNA polymerase II
Cellular component (GO): nucleus
Molecular function (GO): RNA polymerase II transcription regulatory region sequence-specific DNA binding; DNA-binding transcription factor activity, RNA polymerase II-specific
Source: RefSeq, a predicted model, not a curated record